GACAGCUACCCUCACACACUCAACACCACCAUCAGCAGCCAGGGUGUGUGUUGUGCACAGGCAGAGCUUCAGUUAGAGUGUGCCGAUAGCCUGUUUGACCACAGGAGUUUCACACUAAUUGCUUUGUAGCUCGUACCAGCUUGGUUUAGCCUGUUUGCAUCAACUUUCUCAAUCUGACCUGCCGAUUCGUCAAUAUGGAUGUCUUCUCCAGUCUCACUUCUUCCUCCUCUUGCUCCCACUUGUACCACACGGCCAGUAACUCCAGCAGCGGAACCGAAUUAUAUGGGAUCAACCAAGUGAUCCUGCAGCAUUACAACCACACGGGCCGCUUGCUCAACAGGUCCAUCUCCAACACCCCGGGCCACAUAAGUACUUCCACAGCCGUUGCUCUUUUCUUCAGUGUAGUCAUCAUCGUGGAGAAUCUGCUGGUGCUGGUGGCUGUCGUCUCCCGGAUCUGCUACAGCCGUCGCUGGGUUUACGUCUGCAUCGCCAACAUCACGCUGAGUGACCUCCUCACUGGUGUUGCCUACGUGGUCAACAUCUGCAUGUCUGGCAGCCAGACAUUUCACCUCACACCUGCGCUCUGGCUCUUCAGAGAGGGCAUGCUGUUUGUGGCCCUGGCAGCAUCCAUAUUCAGCUUGCUUCUGAUUGCCGUGGAGCGCUACACCACAAUGGUGAAGCCCCUUCACCAGAAAUCUGCCAUGAACGCCUUCCAUCGGAUCUAUGGCUUGGUGGCUCUCUGUUGGGUUUUAGCACUGGUGAUCGGCUUUCUGCCUUUGCUGGGUUGGAACUGUAUUUGCAAUCUGGAUGGAUGCUCCACUCUCCUCCCUCUUUACUCCAAGUCCUACAUCUUCUUCUCCCUCAUCAUCUUCCUCCUCAUCCUUUUGGCAAUAGGAGUGCUUUAUGGGGCCAUCUACUGUCGUGUGCACAGUAGUGCUCAGCUGUGUUCACAGCGCAGUCCCAGGCACUCCAGAGCUCUGCUUAAAACCGUGGUCAUCAUUGUUGGAGUCUUCAUGCUCUGUUGGGGACCACUCUUCGCACUGCUAAUGGUGGAUUUUUCCUGUACCUCCCGUCAGUGUAAAUUUCUGUCCAAAGCAGAUGUUUGUAUCACCUUGGCCGUCAUCAACUCUUUUCUGAAUCCUAUCAUCUAUGCCCUGGGCAGCAGUGAUAUGAGGAAAGCAUUUGCUAAACUGCUGUGCUGCUGCUGCGUGAAGGGUGGCUUCUGUCACCCAGACACGUUCACAUCCAAGGAAACCAGCAGCACCUCCGAGAGCAGGAGAGACAGUCUGAGGAAUAGUUUUAAGAAAAUAAGAAAUCUGAGUUUGGUUUCCCCUCCGACAAGCCCAGUCAAGCCUCAAAGGGUACCCAGAAAAAGCAGGCUGAGCACUACCACCAGCUGCCUGUCGGUUUCAAGUGGUUAGACCACAAUGUGGUCCCCACCCAAACAGAUGAGACCUGUGUGCGCCGAUACUGAUCUUACCGUUUCUUCCGAGUUUUGGUUUGACAUACUUGUGUAAAAGCAUUUGCACUGAUGAUACUGUGACAAAACCUGUUGAAAAUAUAAAUUCUGAUGAUGUUUUUGCACUGUAUUUACAUUUACCGUUCACCUGGAAAUAAUAAGUAUAUAUGUACACACACACACACACACACACACACACACACACACACACACACACACACACACACACACACACACACACACAUAUUUUUUUUAUGAAUUGUAAUAGCAUUUCUCUAAAUUCACGUCAAAAUGUAAAAUUGUGCUUUUUAAAAUUUGAAGCAAUUUUUGUAUAUCUAAUGUGAAAACAUUAUAAUAAAGUCUAUUUUGCUGAACUGCUUUCACUGAAGUGUUUAGUACUUUCUCUCUCCUCUGGAGGGAGGCACACCAUUGGUUCUUCAUGUGGUUUCUGCAGGAUGAUUGUCCAUCAUGCUACA
Molecule: messenger RNA, 1935 nt
Organism: Salarias fasciatus (jewelled blenny)
Lineage: Eukaryota; Metazoa; Chordata; Actinopteri; Blenniiformes; Blenniidae
Gene: s1pr4
Product: sphingosine-1-phosphate receptor 4
Exons: 2
Coding region: 195-1421 (408 amino acids)
Biological process (GO): G protein-coupled receptor signaling pathway
Cellular component (GO): membrane
Molecular function (GO): sphingosine-1-phosphate receptor activity
Source: RefSeq, a predicted model, not a curated record